Amoebophrya sp. A120 is the source of this 4648-nucleotide messenger RNA. Lineage: Eukaryota; Dinophyceae; Syndiniales; Amoebophryaceae. The record is from the annotation of a GenBank genome assembly.
AAUCAGAGUGAGCAGGGGUGUGUCGAACCGGAGUUCGGGUCUGCCGACUAUUUUCACACGUGAAGGGCGUGUUUCGUAAAAGGAUCUCGCGAAGAGAGACAAGCGGUUACGACGUCCUGGCGGGCUCUCGUCUUUUCCAAAACUUUGUUUUGGCAAGCGUAAAAGGUAUCAUUGAAGGUGAUGAAGGCAUGGACCGUGCUAGCUUCAUUCCAUGAUAUAGAUAUGUUUAAGAUGGAAGGGCACGAGCGAGUCGUGCUGAAAGAAGAUAGAUACAAUCGCAAAUAUGAGAAACGGUAAGCGCUAACGCUCGCUUCGAGCGGACAGCCAGGGCAAUACGUUGCCGUCUCGAGGAGCGCCCGGCGACGAACGGAACCGGUGCCCAUUUUUAGGUCGCACUUCGGAGUAGCAGAUCGCUCGGCCACCGCCGAACGAGGGGAUUUACGAGCGACAGCUUGUUCCCAUACGUUUUCAAGAUGGUAUGGCUGCAAACGAGGAAGCGCAAGAGUCUCCCAUCACCGGGAAGAACGGCAGUGAGACUUCUUUCUCUGUCAUCAACGUGCGCCGAGCUCUUUUCCGACGCGACAGGAAACUACAACCGGCUGCUACUAGUAUCUGCAAGUCGUCUGCGAACGGGAGCAGAUAGCGCCGCUGGAAAGCAAAGUCGAGAGUUUCUCGGCCGUUUGGAGGGAAAACCAAUCACCCACUCCGGGAGAGCGAAGAGCAGCGCAGCGGAAAACACGAGGAAAAUAAGGAUAUCUGACCAAGAAGAUGAAAAUGAUGUCGUCGAAGGGGAUACAGAGCGAGAGGCUGAGGAGUUGCCGGAACUUACCGACCAAGUGGAACAGGACCGCACUGGUGCAGAACGAAGUAGAAGACAUCUCCAACAUGAAGGCCUAGAGCUAGGUGAGAAAAGUGUCGGGUCUCUCUGUUGCUGUAGCAGUACCGAAACUUGCUAUUCAUGCAUGUUGAUAAUGUCUUUUCACAUUCGAACGCGAACGCAGCCACAGGGCCACUUUGCUUGGAGUGUUAGUGGCAAUGAGUUGUACAACUAGCUAAGUUCCACGACGAAGCGGCUGCUGCAUUCUGCUGUCGUGGUAUUGUGAUAAAGCGUAAUUAAAGGAAAAAAACAAAAUUACACCCCAGUUGAGACCGGCCACAGUGCAAUCGAAGCAGCGGACCAUGCGGAGACUGAAAGCAACGAUAACAAGGAAGCUGAAGAAGCAGAAGACGAAACAAGUACAAGCACAAGCUCAAAAAGCCGGACCACGAUUUCAACAGAGGAAAGCGGGAGUAAGCUUGACAACAGAAAGAACAGUAGGAAAACAAAACAGAACGAAGCGGAACAAGUGUCAGAGGAAGAAGAUGCCGAAUCAGAAAAAGAGAAUGCAGCAGAAGAUGCUGACGCAGAGGCAGAUGCUACCGACGAGCAGGAGGAGAAUGCAGAGGCAGAGGGGGCGGAGGACGGUGAGAAAGAGGAUGAAACCGACACUGCAUCAAUAUCAUCAUCGCGGAAGCCGACGCCACAGGAUGACAAAGAAGGAGGAGAAGUCAGUGGCAUCAAGAAAACAGGCCUGCUAGAAACGGAAAGGUCGGUUACUUCACAAGACGAGAAGAAGAAAAACUCAGGCGAGAAAGGUGCAAGUGCCUCUACGGAGGACGAGAAUAUGGCCGAGGAGGAGGAGGCCGGUGAGAAAGAAGUGGCAGAAGUUGACGACGUCAGCAACUCUCCAGAUGAGAAAAAAGUGGUGAAAAAGGAAGACAGCAACAAGCCAGGUGACGGAGCUCAGGCAUCCGCCGCGGAAAAGUCAAAAAAGGAGGAGAAAACCACCAAUGCAGAAGCAGACACAGAGCCUGCGCCUGCGCUUGCGAAUAAGGCAACGAAGCAAACAACUCACUCCGACGCCACAGGGGAUCAGAAAGCUGUGUCCGGUGACCACGAGAAGAAAGAAGGCGGUACCAGUACAAAAAGUAAGCAGAGCGAAGGACUUGCGCUUGCGGCCAAACUGUAUGAGAUGGGGCAGAUGUUGCUAAAUCGAAAUCGGAGUCGACUCAAAUGAAGAUCAUGCUCUUCGCAAUGGAUAUGGAUAUGGAUGCGACUAGUGUUUUAGCUGCGAAUGUUGGCGCUCUUGCUUUGAAGAUGCAGCUCUUGAGGUAGUCGUUUCAGUUAUGAUAGGGCAUGUCGUGGUUUUGAACUUAGUUAUGCACCUCGACAUCCACGAGCUCGAGCAGCUGCGUAAAAAAAAGUCGAUGUACUAGCACCGAUUUUGGUUUCGCGGCAAUAGGAGCAGAGAGGAACAGGCGGAGCAUCAGAAGAGGGCGGCGGCAGGAGCAGUGACGACGGUAACAGAGACAACAACUGAAGGUAUUCCUACAAACGCACAUUGUAGUAUGUAGUUCGUUGUGGCGAGAAUGACUAAAAAUGCUAUUGAGAGAUGAAAGUCGUGCUGAGUCCAAAAAAUGGGUCACCGUCGCAGAUCUUCUUCCUUGAUCAAUUUUCUGACUGCUUUUUCUGCUUUUUACAUGUCUUUGUACUUCAUCUACGACGUGUAACUCUUAUUUACUACUUUCAGAUCCCAUCACUGCCACCAUCUCUGUCAAGUACCAAGAGCUCGCCUUUAAGUCGUGUGCAGCGGAGGACUUGACUACCAGCACGCUCGAGGGGGACCUCGGACCAAAUUACCCCCACAAGGACAUGGACCUGUUUUACGCCUGCUCGGAAAUCUGCAAGAAGGACAUUUUCUGUGGCGGCUUCUUGUGGGAAGACUUGUCUGGCGAGUACCUCUGCAAAUUGAAAAAAUCGUUUUUCGGACCCCAUUAUGGAUUGGGAAUAUGUCUGGGUCUACUAGAAAGUUGCAACGCAAUGUGUACAUGAAGUGGUCAGCACCAGCUGCGCUACAAGCAUGAUCUCAACAUUGCAAGUCUCGCAACGUCCCAGGAGGUUCAGACAUGUUUGCAUUUGAUAUCCAGCCCAUUUGGGCAAUGUGUGGCCCAUCCUCUUAUUAAGAAGUGCAAGCAUGAUGUUGCCCCACCCACCCCCAAAAUGUUGCUGGAACGCAUAAUCAGAGCAUUGACGGAUGCAUCUUCGGGAAGGCCUUGAAAAAGCAGGAUUUUAUGACGCCUCCUCAGUCUGACACUGCCUGCGUGUUAGCUUCCAUGGCAUUUACACCUGCAAUUUGGGAGGAUAUUUACAUCAAGCGGUACACUCAGCUCACAUGAUAAAUUGGGAGCGGGUGCAAAGUGUGUGUUUGCGCUGCAUACUACCGUUACGACGUACGUGAAGGUGGUUACCUGGACGAUGCAGGGGGAUCGAAAAGCCAUGUAUUUUUUUUGCGUAAUUAUUAUUAUGUAUUUCUGUGCUAGUGCUGUAGCUGUUUUUCUUUUUUUGCUCGAUGUAGUUCAAGUUGUUGUUCAGCAUGUACAUGUGCGCAACUGACUCAUUAGCUUUUUCUUGUGCUCGCCCACAUCACAGUUACGAGAACACGGACGAAGUGAUUUAUCUCAGGAAAAAAUUGGGUCAAGUCGAUGUGUUUAAUAUGGAGCAGUCGCGGGCGUGAGACUCUGUUACGACUACGUAUGACUAGAAAAAGGAAUAGGAACAACUUAUGCCUCCACUCGAAAUAAUUAGAACGUUGCGCUGGCCUCGGCCAGCAUUUUUUGUGGAUACUGAAGCUCGACGUGAGUGUGACAGCGCGAGCGCCAUAUUAUGAGACUUGCCUCGACGCGUUUCCCUCGCAUACGAUCGCGCUGUCGCUUACUGGGACUACAACUGCAGCACCUGUACAACGGUAGUUUCGCGCCGCUCCAGCUCUGCUGAGGAGAUCAAACCCGGCUACGUACCGCCAAAAUACCACCGCUCUUGCCCUGACACAGCAACCUUGAUUCAACUCAACCUCAACUUCAGGGAGUACCAGAACGCAACCGAAACUCCACUUCCUGCAAGUGCAAGGCCAUAUGCAGAAGCUAUACCAGAUGCAGCACUUCCAGUGGGCUUGUCAUUGUUGUGCAAAAUGUAGAUGUACAAUUUGAGCAAUUUCAAUUUCUAUAAUCCUAUGCCAAUUAUACCAGCACCUUGACCCUUGCGCGACGCGCUGUCCCCAGUGUUGCUUCCGGCCUUCACUUGUAGGCAGGGUGCUAUCUCAUAUUUGAUUGAGACAGCGAGGAAGCGCCGCAAUCAAAAACUCAAUUAUCGUUCACAAUACUACAAACAGUUGCAACAACAGUCAAUCAAAUUCAGAGAAUACAGUUACAGAUGGGAGAAAAGAUCCAUAUACUCUACGCUGAUGCAUUGAGGUCUGAUCUUAGCGAGAUGGUGCAACGCAUAGUACAUAUUUCGAAACCUAACGAGCAGAAGCAAUGAUUGCAACGCCAAUGCCAAUUUCUAUUUAAGGGAAAUAAUCAUGACGUGGUCAGAUGAUACGAAAUGAGUUUCGGCUUGCCGAAUCUGCUACAGAGUAUCUUUUUACACUUUUACCAACGUUUCAACUUUUAUGCGAAAUUUGCCGCACGGGCACGUUUUUUCAUACGCUUGCUCCAAAGGUAGCAAUCCAAUCAUCAAAACAAAAAAUGAACAAACUGUAGAAUAUUGUGUUAAAAGUUUCAAGGACGCUAUCACGGCAAAAACCAACAUGAGUACUAGAAUAUGUUGUGG